Molecule: messenger RNA, 1334 nt
Organism: Gryllus bimaculatus (two-spotted cricket)
Lineage: Eukaryota; Metazoa; Arthropoda; Insecta; Orthoptera; Gryllidae
Source: the annotation of a GenBank genome assembly
ACAGGAAAUAUCUCCUCUGCUGAUAGUGAUGCAACAAAUUAAGUACAGUAUCAGGAUGCAACAUUCCAGGAUGUUUACAUCGAAUCAGAACGCUGCAAGCAAGUGGUGGGAUAGGGACCAUCAAAUAACACUUAUCUCAGGACUUUUAAUUUAAUUCUCUCAACUUAUAACAAUUUGAACAUCACACAGCUGUAAAUGGGAAAAAAUUCCGCUCUGUCAGCUGGAGGCAGUAUCACGUCCCAGCUGGUCCAGUAGUGUACGCCUGCGAGCUUGGAUAGAACACCUAAGAGUUUAAAGCUAUUCUAUAGGGGCUCCGCCGAGGUAUGUCGUCCGGGAAGAAAGAAGCUGGUGUUGAAAAUGAAGCUGUUAGGAACUUCCGCGAAUAUCUGCGCAUACCAUCUGUACAACCGGAUAUAAACUACGACGAAUGUGUGACGUUCCUCAAGUCGCAAGCCAAAAGUAUAGGGCUGCCUGUGCGAGUAUUUACCGUAGCAAUAGGCAAACCAAUAGUUGUUUUGACAUGGCAAGGAAAAGAGCCUUCGUUACCUUCGGUUCUCUUGAAUUCACACAUGGAUGUUGUUCCAGUUUUCCCAGAAAAAUGGACACAUGAACCAUUUGGUGCUGAAAAAGGCGAUGAUGGAAGAAUUUAUGCACGUGGCUCCCAAGACAUGAAAUGUGUGGGAAUUCAGUAUUUGGAAGCUAUAAGAAGAUUAAAACACAAUGGUGUUCGCCUCAGGAGGACAGUCCAUAUAAGUUUUGUGCCUGAUGAAGAAAUUGGAGGCAAAGACGGCAUGAAAAAGUUUGUGCAUACAUCUGAUUUCUUGGAGCUAAACGUGGGUUUUGCAAUGGAUGAAGGAAUGGCUAGUCCAACGGAUGAAUUUGUACUAUUUUAUGGUGAACGCAGCAUUUGGGGUUUGCACGUGCACUGUCCCGGUUCUCCUGGACAUGGAUCCUUACUGUUACCUGAUACUGCUGGAGAAAAAGUGAGACAUAUCAUUGAUCGUUUCAUGGAUUUCAGACAAAGAGAGAAGCAAAAAUUAAAUGAUAAUCCAAAUAUGGAAUUGGGAGAUGUCACUACAAUCAAUUUAACUCAAUUAAAGGGUGGUGUUCAGUCAAAUGUGGUUCCUCCGGAGUUGGUGGUGGUUUUUGAUGUACGAAUAUCGCCAUCAUUGGAUCAUGAAGAAUUUGAGUCAAUGGUUAAUACAUGGUGCAAGGAAGCUGGACCCGGAACAUGGAUUGAAUACGAGCAGAAAUGUCCUCGGGUUGAUGUUACUGCAUUGGACAAAAGUAACCCAUGGUGGCAAGCAUUCAAAGAUACUUGUGAUAAAUUGUGA